This is a messenger RNA of Acanthosepion pharaonis, 1002 nucleotides long. The record is from the annotation of a GenBank genome assembly. NCBI's taxonomy places the organism in Eukaryota, Metazoa, Mollusca, Cephalopoda, Sepiida, Sepiidae.
AUGAAUAAUAUUUUACAAGUGACACGGUCAGCCGCACGCCACUGCUGUGUCCAUUUCCGAAGUCGAUUAACAACGGCAACUUUAUUAUCUGUUACUAGGAAUAAACUAUUUUACGAUGGCCGUUUUUAUUGCUGUCAGCCUCUUCUCUCGAUUCCUUGCUUUCAGUACCGAAAGCCGAAUGCGAUAGUCGAUGAACGAAAGCGAUUUUUAAUACGAGAGGAGGCAGCGGUUUCUCACUCUUAUUUACUUCACUGUUUUUUUCCUGUACGCGGCAUGGCUGGUCACAGCAAAUGGCAAAAUAUUAGACACAUCAAAGGUGCUAAAGACAAAGAAAAAUCGCAUUUGUCGUCAAAGUUCGCUCAGCGGUUACGAGUUGCGGUCAAAGAGGGUGGUAAUGACCCAAAAUACAAUCCCAAGCUUGAAAAGCUGAUUGCUGAAGCAAAGAAAGCAGACAUGUCCAAUGCUAUGAUAGAGAGUGCAAUCAACCAAGCUAAACUAAAAUCAUCUAAUUCUUCCUUUGUUGAGGUGAAAUUCAUUGGGAACUGCGUCCUUCUCAUAGAGAUCAUGACAAGCAAACUGCAGUUAGCCAGGAAUGAAAUGCAAACAGUCUGUCGGAAACAUGGAGGUAAAAUUGAAAAUGGUUGCACUCAGGGCCUCUUUGAGAAAAAAGGUAUCAUUCAUGUGAUGACAACAGAAAAACCAGAUUUGGAAUCAGCUUUGGAAUUGGCAAUUGAUGUUGGUGCCGAAGAUGUGUCUGUGGUAUCAGAUGAAGAUGGUGCCCAUUAUCUUCAGUUUGUUACUGGCGAAAAAAAUCUUGGUACCGUGAGAAAGACAUUGGAAGCAGAUAACCAUAAUGUGACAUAUUGUGAAUAUGAAUAUCUACCAAUCCAGCUGUACCCUUUAGAUACACAUGGAAUUGCCUCCCUUGAAAUGCUGGUCAACAAACUUUAUCAAUAUCCGGACGUUGUCAAAAUAUUUAACAAUGCUGCUCAACUAGAAUAA